Anisakis simplex (herring worm) is the source of this 681-nucleotide messenger RNA. The record is from the annotation of a GenBank genome assembly. Lineage: Eukaryota; Metazoa; Nematoda; Chromadorea; Rhabditida; Anisakidae.
AUGCGUCUUUGUUGGUGCAUAACGAUCGGUGAACUGAAUACGUUUGUUUGUGGUAUUCCGUUAAGGAAUCGAGAAUUAUGCGCUUUAUUCGGUUUGGCACAACUAAUCAUUGCCGGCACUUCAUUGUUUCAGCAUAUAUAUUCGUUACGUACUCACGGUCACGUUUUUUAUUGUCACUCGAAUAUUUCUGAUAAUUCCACGUUGGGCGAAAAGGUCAGUUUACUUUUCCAUUUUGAAUUAAUGAAGACAAGUAAGUUGCAGUAUUUGGCAUACGAUAUAAUCAUCUUCGAUUAUGGUUUGAUGCAUCGGGUAUUAGGAACAAAUGAAUGUGUUGCAAAUUACUUAGAUGGUGGUUUUAUGCGUGCGGUGUGGUGUAUUGAACAUACGUUCUCAUUGUUUGUUCUCGUUUUCGCCUUAUAUCUUUGCAAAAAACCCACGUGGCUAUUAUGGCCAGCUUUAUUAAUGCAAUCAUCUUAUGUGUUGGGAUUGGCUGUAUUGACGAUGGCCACUGCACCAAAAAUUCUAGAAGCUUUCAGUGGACAGGUCGACACGAAUUUUGGAAUGGCGUUCCUGAUUUAUUCGAGCGGCUUUAUUCUCAACUGGUUAUUCACAUUUGUUUUAUGGCAUCACUACUGGUGUAUGGAACGAAAAUUCGCGAUACACACCGUUAUAGCGUCAUGA